AUGUCUAUUAAAGGUCCUGGGGCUGCCUAUGCGCUUGCGUGGUUUCCUGGGAAGCUCCUGGCGAAGGAUAUCAUGACAGUAUAUGAGGAGCGUGAGCAUAUCGAUGUAUUGAUAAGCAGCUUGACAGGCCCCUCCUUUAUGGCACUUGAUUCACGAAAGUGCUCCGGCAGAACGCCGUUCCCGGUCAAAGCAGGGGAUGCCAGAGUUCUGGGAACAAUCAAUGCAUAUAAUUAUCCUGGCGCGGUCACAGCCAUAUUUGAUGCUUUGCUAAGCUCAUCUAGUCUUAGCGCCAUCAUACUUCUCGAAGGUCUUUUAGCGUUGGUUUUUGGUCCUGUGCAUAAGCAUAUGAAAGUGACGCCGUCCGAACAGCUCAAUCAGGUUCAACAACAAACGGUGACCGCGCUGGCGGGGAUGGAUGAUGAGAUGUGGAAAAAGGGAAAUCUAGACAAGUUGAGAUGA
Messenger RNA from Aspergillus caelatus, 459 nucleotides. RefSeq lists its product as uncharacterized. The record is from RefSeq and is a predicted model, not a curated record. The transcript is spliced from 2 exons. Lineage: Eukaryota; Fungi; Ascomycota; Eurotiomycetes; Eurotiales; Aspergillaceae. The coding region runs from base 1 to 459 and encodes 152 amino acids.